Messenger RNA from Hyposmocoma kahamanoa, 782 nucleotides. RefSeq names its product mite allergen Der f 6-like. Bases 30 to 596 code for a protein of 188 amino acids. Gene Ontology annotation, biological process: proteolysis. Gene Ontology annotation, molecular function: serine-type endopeptidase activity. The record is from RefSeq and is a predicted model, not a curated record. NCBI's taxonomy places the organism in Eukaryota, Metazoa, Arthropoda, Insecta, Lepidoptera, Cosmopterigidae. The transcript is spliced from 3 exons.
ACGUGAAACAAGAAGAUCAAGGUGAUGGCAUGGACGUGGUAGAGCUCCGGAACGACGUGGGUCUGGUGCGCACGAAGGAGGUACUGGUUCUUAACACGCCGCUGGUGAUUAACACCCUCCAAGCCAUGCGGGAGUAUGAACCAAAUAAACUGAACUUUGGAGAUGUUGAGGUACUAGGAUUUGGGCGCACCACAAAAUAUGAACCGGCAUGGGCUUUAGGCAACCAGCUGUUUGCCGCGAAGCUGACAUUGGUGAAAUGCGAUCGUACGACGUGGUCAUUUUGCAUUUGUGCAAUGUCUGGCAGUGAUAACCCACGAGGCGUAUGCUCGGGAGACUCUGGAGGACCGAUGGUGUAUAACGGAUCGCAGAUCGGGAUCACUUCCAUGGGCCCGCAGGAGUGUUCCAGGAACAACAUAUCCGGGGCGACGACGAUUACCAGCGUGUUCACUACACUGCACCAGUAUGCUGACAUCAUUACACGAACCAUAGAUGAUAGGAAAGGCAGCAAACAGAUGACUCUCAUAUACGGCUCAGACAACAGAUUGAUUCCACAUUGUACCAUGGUUUUGUUUCUGUUAUGCUUUUUAUUUGCGUGAUUUUUACUUUGAUUUUUGUGCUGUACAACCUUGUUUCAUGAAAUUACAUAACAUUGCGGAAGCUUACUUAAGCAGGUAGAAAUUUUCAGACAUGAUCGUUUUUUCUUUGAUUUUGAAUCCAAUGAAUUUUGUUUCAGAUUUUCAGUACUUUUUUUAAACUUACACACGGUCUGAUUUUUAAAGUAC